Molecule: messenger RNA, 2166 nt
Organism: Zychaea mexicana
Lineage: Eukaryota; Fungi; Mucoromycota; Mucoromycetes; Mucorales; Lichtheimiaceae
Product: dynein light intermediate chain-domain-containing protein
Exons: 8
Coding region: 73-1929 (618 amino acids)
Biological process (GO): microtubule-based movement; microtubule cytoskeleton organization
Cellular component (GO): centrosome; cytoplasmic dynein complex
Molecular function (GO): dynein heavy chain binding
Source: RefSeq, a predicted model, not a curated record
UCUCUUCCCUCACCUCGUUGUCUACUUAUAACUUUGCUUUCCUCAUCCCUUCAUCCAUCCAAAUACGUUAUCAUGACAGAACACAGUAGCAGCAGCAGCAACAACAACAACAUUUGGUCAGCAAUAUUAAAAACGGCAUCUUCUUCCAAACGAUUGAAAACGAAAAACGUUCUCAUCCUAGGCGACAGCAGUUCUGGCAAAUCCACCUUGGCGCACUAUCUGAAACAUCAACGUAAAAUCAAAGUCGACAACCAGCGACACGAUGAUGACGCAUCGCAGCAAGCGGCAGUAGAACAAGAACAGCAGCAUCAAGCCGGCUCAUUUAUCCGCACUGUGGCUAGCGGUGGUUACGUCAAAUCUGUCAAACAAGAUCUCGAUGCUGAAACGACUAAAAUACUCGGUGUUGGAUAUACGUCAGCCCUUGUAUACGAUGAACAAGAUGAAGCUAUUCUGCGCCUCGGAUUAUAUCAAUUGGGUCACGAGCAGCUGCUCCCGUUACUGGAUCCGGUAUUAACGGACGACAAUUUUUUUGGCAUAAUCGUACUCGAUUGGACGAAACCAUGGACGUUUCUGGAAUCUUUCCAACGUUGGAUAUCCGUUUUGGAACAAUGGUCGAGCAAAGUAGCUACAAAGGAAUCAAAAGCUCGAGUUGAAAAAUACCUGCAAACAUAUGAUCGAUCAAAUGAUGAUAACAACAAUGCCGACUUUACCACUAGCUCCACAGCCACAGGCGCUGUUGAUGCGGACGUACAUGCAGACAUGAGCACUUUAACAGUCAAUCUCGGAAUCCCUGUCGCUGUGGUAUGCUGCAAGAGUGAUGCUCAAAAGAUGUUAGAGGAAAAAUACGGGUAUGAUGAGGCACAGCUUGACUAUAUACAGCAAACUCUGCGAUGUGUCUGCUUAAAAUAUGGUGCGGCGCUCUUUUACACAUCAACGUUUCAUCCAUCGACGUUUGAAGACCUGCGACAAUACAUUGCUUAUCGGAAUGAUCCGGAUUCUUACUAUCAAACCAACAACAGUAACAAUAGCAACGUCAGCAAUACAAAUAAUACAAUACCUCCAAGCUUACGACCCCAUUUUGUCGAGUCCACGUGCGUACGAAUACCUGCUGGAUGGGAUACCUGGAACAAAAUCAAGGCACUGGAAGAAACCUACGAGUGCGACGAGAUGGAUAAAGCAUGGGACGAUCAUGGUGAUUCAGGCAAAGACAAAGCAAAGUCAAUCUAUCAUGAGGCCGUACCAGAGCCCAUGCAUGAAAGUCAAGAUAAUGGAAUACAGCCAGCUGUCACCAGCGAGGAUGAGCAAACACUUUAUGCACGCUAUUUCCAGCCAUCAGCGGCGGAAAAACGUCCCCCACCGCCACCGCCACUUUCUACAACAUUCUUCCGAGAAUGGACGCAACAAAAUCCAAAAACAGCAUCAGCAUUAACGAUAUCUACUGCUUCGCCGAAAGAAAAUGGAUAUUAUGCGUCAUUGCCAUCCUCUCCACGUCGGCUUACAAGUACAGAAACUUCGACGGCGAUGGCGAACGGCAUCAAAUCACACGGUAAAACGCCUACUGCUACUGCUCCUCCUGUUUCUAUAUAUACCACGACAACGACGGCCACCACUACUACAACUGCAACCAGCACAGUUGGAGGUUCUAUUCCAGGAAACAUUAAUACCACCUCUUUGACGGGAUAUUCUUCCAGUAGUAACAACAGUAGCGAUGUGGCAGCAGCUGCAACAUCAAUCACACCGACAACACCACCGUCAUCAGAAAUCCUCAGCCAGUUUUUCCAGAAACUGCUGUACAAGAAUAUGGAAUCCACUGCUGUAGCUGCUAGCACCAGCAGUGACGAUAGGAGGGGAUCGCGAUCGUCUGUUGACACUACAGCUACUGGCAUCCAUAAUCGCCCACCACCACCGUCCUGUGUAAAUAGUACUUAAUGCCUGCUACUGUUACCCCCUGGUUUGCUAAAUUAUCUCAAUAUAAAACAUCGGCACAGAAUACUUAUUUGGCCUUAAAAGCGUUAUGUAUCUCAUCGUCUCUAGCAAGAACAGUAAACAGGAAUCAUUAAAGGCCGUAAGCCAAACCAUAUCAACAUUUAUGUUAUAUGAUGGUCUUUUUACUAGAUUUGGUCAUUUCCAAGUCAAAAAAUUGUUACCUGUUUUACGACAUCAAUG